CGCGCUCCAAGCAGGAAGAACGUCGUCUCGCAGGGGCUCACUCUGAUCCAAGUUAGGAGCUUUCAGCUGCCAGCCUUGGCUCAUCAUGUAAGUGCUGCGGAGAAUUCUUUGCAGCGCAUUUGCAAAAUAACCCGCUUACCCGACGACUGCGCGGGCUGUGCAUCCGUACCCGCGCCCCCUGCACGGACACGCACGGCGCGGACCCAAGAAGGCUCCAAGUGCAUGAAGAUCGAGGCUUGUAUUUUGCAUCUUUGUUGCAAAGCAAGCCGCUAAAGCUCCAGUACGAGGGCGAUGGAGGGAGGGAGCGAGAAAGAAGGCAAAGUCUUUUGUGCUUCCCCUCCCCCUCAUCAAAGCAGAGGGGAAAUGCCUCAGCCAAAGGGAGGUAAGAAGAAGCCGGUGCUGAAGCUCUCCAAAGAGGUGUUUGAGCAGCCCACACCUGCUGCAGUACCCCCCAGAGAUUUGGAUUCAAAGGCUUGUGUAACAAUCGGAGAAAAGAAAUGUGAAGUGAAAGCGGAUGAUCUGGAGCAGAUCUGCGAGCUCGGUCGAGGAGCGUACGGUGUGGUGGAUAAGAUGAGGCAUGUGCCGAGUGGUCUGAUCAUGGCUGUUAAGCGGAUUCGGGCCACUGUUAACACCCAGGAGCAGAAGAGGCUGUUGAUGGACCUGGACAUUUCCAUGAGGACAGUGGAUUGUUUUUACACCGUCACCUUCUACGGAGCGCUGUUCAGAGAGGGUGACGUCUGGAUCUGCAUGGAGCUGAUGGACACUUCCCUGGACAAGUUCUACAAGCAGGUGAUCGAGAAGGGCUUGACCAUUCCCGAGGACAUCCUGGGAAAAAUUGCCGUCUCUAUAGUAAAGGCUCUGGAGCAUCUGCACAGCAAUCUGCAAGUCAUCCACAGAGAUGUGAAGCCCUCCAACGUGCUCAUCAACACUCAGGGCCAGGUGAAGAUGUGCGACUUCGGUAUCAGCGGCUACCUAGUGGACUCUGUGGCUAAAACCAUGGACGCCGGCUGCAAACCCUACAUGGCCCCGGAAAGGAUCAACCCCGAGACGAACCAGAAAGGCUACAACGUCAAAUCCGACAUCUGGAGUUUAGGAAUCACAAUGAUCGAGCUUGCCAUCCUGCGCUUUCCGUACGACGUGUGGGGAACGCCCUUUCAGCAGCUGAAGCAGGUGGUGGAAGAACCUUCGCCCCAGCUUCCUGCCGACCAGUUCUCCCCUGACUUUGUGGAUUUCACCUCUCAGUGCUUAAAGAAAAUCGCCAAAGAGCGGCCAACAUACACAGAACUAAUGCAACAUCCCUUCUUCACCUCCCACGAGGCCAAAGAAACCGACGUGGCUAGCUUUGUGAAAGUCAUCCUGGGGGACUGAGCUCUACAGACGUGCACGGAGGGAGGAAAACCUAAAAACCCAUCCUACAAAAAAAAAAAAAAAAAGCCCCCCCCCCCAUUACCCGCAGGUCUCCCUCUCACCCCCACCCUCCUCCCCAGAGUCAGACAGACGAAUACCAGAGGACGAAGCAGAACGAGGAGGCAGCCUCCGCGUGUGUCCUCUGUGAGGUGGUGGGAGGGGUGUGGGGGGGGUCUCGUCUAUAAUGUGGAAUAAUCCAAGGUGUCUGUAUGCAAAAACCUCCCCCUGUGAUCAGCUUAGCUCCCACCCAACCAACUACUCCCGUCAUAAUUAGCGAGCUGACCACGGCAUCCACCAUUGUGUUCAAACUCUUGUUUUCUUCACUGAAAAGCAGUGGAAGAUGUGCAGAUUGUAUAAAAAAGAAAAGAAAAAAAAAGAUGGAUGAUGUAACGCUUUCUGUGUAUAAUCUAAAUGUCUGCCUACUCGAAGCAAAAGUCUCGCAUAAGAUUAUUAACUGACUGCAUGUACAGAAUAUAUCUCUGGCAGCCACAGAUGGCCAAUGAUGAGCAGCUGUAAAGCCUGGUUGUAGACUUCAGAUCCCCUCCCCCCUAGUGGCCAUUAAUAGGUACUGCAGCGCGACUGCUUCCUCCACCCAAUGACAUAUCUACACCUUUUAGGCUCUGUGGCUGCAUGUCAGCGUGUGUGAUUGCGUGCGUGAGCUGAUGGAUGCGUUGAACCUGGUGGAGGUAGAGCCAGAGUAUUGUUCCUUUUGAUUUGAAGUCACAGAGAAAGGUCGGCCGGUGUUCGGAUGUAACCUUUGUUCAGCGUUUCAGGCCAGUGAGCUGCACCAAAUUAAUCGUAACGUUAAACUUUAUCGAUCGCUUUCACGACACCAUCAGCUACUUCGUUUUGACUUCUAAAGGAAAAAUAGAGAGACCCGCAAAGUUGGUCAGUACUUGUUGACAAGCAGCGGUAUUUAAAAAGCAACAGAAUAAAAACUGUAUGAUGUCCAAAAACUGAUUGAAGAAUACUUUUAGCUGCUUUUCUGUGCUUCUUAAGUUCAGAGUGUGAAUAUAAGGAACUUGCUUUUACCUAAA
Molecule: messenger RNA, 2444 nt
Organism: Fundulus heteroclitus (mummichog)
Lineage: Eukaryota; Metazoa; Chordata; Actinopteri; Cyprinodontiformes; Fundulidae
Gene: map2k6
Product: mitogen-activated protein kinase kinase 6
Exons: 12
Coding region: 292-1368 (358 amino acids)
Biological process (GO): MAPK cascade; protein phosphorylation
Molecular function (GO): MAP kinase kinase activity; ATP binding
Source: RefSeq, a predicted model, not a curated record